Molecule: messenger RNA, 1300 nt
Organism: Fusarium oxysporum Fo47
Lineage: Eukaryota; Fungi; Ascomycota; Sordariomycetes; Hypocreales; Nectriaceae
Product: 60S ribosomal protein uL14
Exons: 4
Coding region: 490-867 (125 amino acids)
Biological process (GO): translation
Cellular component (GO): ribosome; cytosolic large ribosomal subunit
Molecular function (GO): structural constituent of ribosome; large ribosomal subunit rRNA binding
Source: RefSeq, a predicted model, not a curated record
UCAGACAAAAUGGCCAAGAUCUCGUAAGUAGCUCUCGAAUACCCUCAGCAGCUUCGCUCUAGGUCCUCGUCUCGCUUCUCGCUAUCUCGAAUUUUGUCUGCCUCCUCCGUCAUGGGUUGCUCCGAUGCGCAAAAAGAGUUGGAAAUUAUUUCGAGUGCUUGGUUUUGGCGGGGAACAUGGCGACCAAUUUUGUGCCUGCGCACACAACGAAAAUAAGCGACAAUAUCAUGAGAAAUACGGCAUCACUGGUUUGACUGGUGACGACGACAUUCAUUGCUUUGUGCUUGAAUUUUUCAACUCGAUCUCGACGACAAUGGCUUGACAUACAAAUACUGUCGAAGCCAUGAAUCCACCGACUGGCAGACUUUGGCAGAAAAUUCGACAUAGCGAGAACGAGAACGAGAGACACAGAGACGAAAUGUUCAAGACAACAAAAACAAAAUACUGACUCACCUUCACAGCCGUGGUGCCCCUGGUGGCAAGCUCAAGAUGACCCUGGGUCUCCCUGUCGGUGCCGUCAUGAACUGCGCCGACAACUCGGGUGCCCGAAACCUCUACAUCAUCGCCGUCAAGGGUAUCGGUGCCCGCCUGAACCGAUUGCCCGCCGGUGGUGUCGGUGACAUGGUCAUGGCCACCGUCAAGAAGGGAAAGCCUGAGCUCCGAAAGAAGGUCCACCCCGCCGUCAUCGUCCGACAGUCCAAGCCCUGGAAGCGAUUCGACGGUGUCUUCCUGUACUUUGAGGACAACGCUGGUGUCAUCGUCAACCCCAAGGGUGAGAUGAAGGGCUCUGCCAUCACUGGCCCCGUCGGUAAGGAGGCUGCUGAGCUGUGGCCCCGUAUUGCCAGCAACUCCGGUGUCGUCAUGUAAAGUGCUUGCUUGCGAAAGAGAAUCAAGGAAAGACAAAAGGGCGUGCGGUGCGUGGUGGUUGGGUUUCUGUCCCGAAUGCGAUCAGAUAGAGCGCGGUAAAGAAACAUCUGUUCCCCCCCUCCCCCAAAGAACUUCUUUUAUUUAUUUCCCUCCUGUCCAACAAGAAUUGGUAGGGGGGGAAACUGGGGUGAGGGUUGUUUUUUAUCAAAAUCGGGGCAAUGUUCUUUUUAUCUACUACUUUUAAAGUCGCUGGAUUUGGCACAAGGCUCUUGCAUUUCGGUUUGCGGCGUGUAAGGAUGAUUCACAUACCAGGCAUUCACAUCAAGGACAAAACAAAAGUCACUUCAAACCAUCUUCCCCUGGGCGUUGUGUUCUUUUUGGGUUAAACUAUGUGCAAUUCUUCUCGCCGUGAACCUGUGAAGUCAUGAUUAGU